Eutrema salsugineum is the source of this 735-nucleotide messenger RNA. Its product is annotated as protein DMP9. The record is from RefSeq and is a predicted model, not a curated record. Gene Ontology annotation, biological process: endomembrane system organization. The transcript has a single exon. NCBI's taxonomy places the organism in Eukaryota, Viridiplantae, Streptophyta, Magnoliopsida, Brassicales, Brassicaceae. The coding region runs from base 1 to 735 and encodes 244 amino acids.
AUGGAGAAAACAGAGGAAAGCGUCGGGAUCAGAUUUUACACGACGUCGACUCCGCCGCAAAAACCAUCACCACCACCGUCUCGUUCCCCAAAACCCGUCUUAAUCUCUUCACUUCCAACACUUCCGGCAGGAGCCACCGCCGGAGGAGGAAGAGGCCGAAAACGUCGCAUGGUGGCACAAGGAGUUCAAAAAACGGUUUCGAAGACAUCAAUGCUCGUCAACUUUCUUCCGACAGGAACACUCUUGAUGUUCGAAAUGGUUCUUCCGUCAAUCUACCGUGACGGAGACUGCAACGGAAUCAACACACUCAUGAUUCAUCUCCUCUUGCUUCUAUGCGCAAUGUCUUGCUUCCUGUUCCAUUUCACCGACAGUUUCAAAGCAUCCGAUGGGAAAAUCUAUUACGGUUUCGUGACGCCGCGUGGACUCGCCGUGUUUAUGAAACCGCCGCCGCCGGAGUCAGGAGGCGGAGAUGUGAUAGCGGAAGCGGCGAUUCCGGUGAGUGACGAUAGGUAUAAGUUGAGGGUUAACGACUUUGUUCAUGCGGUGAUGAGCGUUUUGGUGUUUAUGGCGAUUGCGUUUUCUGAUCGGAGAGUUACGGGUUGUUUGUUUCCGGGGAAAGAGAAAGAGAUGGAUCAAGUUAUGGAGAGUUUUCCGUUGAUGGUCGGAAUUGUUUGCAGUGCUUUGUUUCUUGUUUUUCCGACCACUCGUUACGGUGUCGGAUGCAUGUCCGCUUGA